Molecule: messenger RNA, 936 nt
Organism: Neolamprologus brichardi
Lineage: Eukaryota; Metazoa; Chordata; Actinopteri; Cichliformes; Cichlidae
Source: RefSeq, a predicted model, not a curated record
AUGGUACGACCAGCAGGACCUGGAGCAGGGUUAACGGGGACUAUUGAGACUUUGCAGAACCAGGUGGAGUCUCUGUCAGGGCAGGUGGAGCAACUUCGCUCCAUGGAGCAACUGCGGGUCAGGAGGGAGAAGAGAGAGCGACGCAAGACCAUCCACUCAUUCCCUUGCCUGAGGGAGCUUUGCACAGCACCCAGGUAUGAGGAUGAGUUUGUAGUGGGCAGGGCUGAAAGUUUUACUAUGGAAGCCAAACGUCAGCCAUUUGAAGAAGAGAACCAGCACCUGAGGGAGGCGGUGUCGGCUCUGAGAGCUGCUGUCCGGGCCGAGAGGAGUCGCAGGGAAGGGGUGGAGAGGGAGUGCAACCUCCUGAUAUCGGAGUUCUCCCGGCUGCAGACACGAGUGCAGGAUGCUGAGAGCUGCCAGGCGAGAGUGCGGGAGCUGGAGGUGGAGCUGCAGGAGCUGCAGCAGCUGCGACGAGCUCGAACUUUCCUUCUGAGCAGUGAGGAUGAUGGCGUGGCUCUUACCCAGACUGUCCUCAGUAUCACCCCGGAGACCGACACCUUUUUGGAAGUGGAGGUCGGGGAGACGGGAGGAGGCGUCAGGGAGGAGACCGCGGGUGGAGGAGGUGUUGGAGGUGAGGCGUUACCCGAUUCCAGUCCUGUGAGGAAAAGCUGCAGCGACACGGCGCUCAAUGCCAUCGUGGCCCGGGAUGCGUCCGGCAGAAGGAGAGGCAGCUACGCUCUGCACGCCAAUAGCGUGAGGAAAAGAGGGAUGUCCAUCCUAAGAGAGGUGGAUGAGCAGUACCACGCCCUGCUGGAGAAGUACGAGGAGCUGUUGGGGAAGUGUCGACGACACGAAGAGAGCCUGUUCUACAUUACUGAGUGCACUCAAACCUAUAGCUGGCCAGUUGCCUUGCUAGCAGGUCAAAAGCAGAGAUGA